Thamnophis elegans (Western terrestrial garter snake) is the source of this 2494-nucleotide messenger RNA. It is a transcript of the gene SLC25A39, whose product is annotated as solute carrier family 25 member 39. NCBI's taxonomy places the organism in Eukaryota, Metazoa, Chordata, Lepidosauria, Squamata, Natricidae. The transcript has 13 exons. Gene Ontology annotation, biological process: mitochondrial transmembrane transport. The record is from RefSeq and is a predicted model, not a curated record. The coding region runs from base 358 to 1425 and encodes 355 amino acids.
CCACGGGAAGCGCUGCGCACCUCCUGCCCGCUGGCCCCGCCGCGCGCGCUUCUCGAUGACGCCGACGCUGCUUCUCCAAUCCCGGACAUUCGGGUGACCGAGCUCGUGAGAGCGUGGGUCUCGGGGAAAUCCGGACGCCUCCCCUCGUGGAUGCAUUUAUGGGUGCAUCGGGCGCAGGAGUAGCAAGCGUGCUUAUGGCUAGAGUGAGGAGUCUCCUUGGCAGUUUUGGAUCCCUGCCUCCUGAAAGAAUAAGAAGGGUUGAAGGAUUUUUUCCCACCUUUGAAAAAGUAGCUGCUGAACAAGGUCCAGGAAACAGCAGAAUAACAGUUGGAAGGCACCUUGGAGGUGAGCAGCACAAUGUCUGAAAAUUCGUCUGUGAAGCUGGUGGGCAUCACUCCUCUGCAGCAGAUGUUGGCAUCUGGGACUGGAGCUCUUUUCACCUCCCUUUUUGUCACACCUUUGGAUGUAGUGAAAAUCCGAUUGCAGGCUCAGAGAACCCCAUUCUCUAAAGUGUUGUCAGUACAGUCUAUGCCCUGGAGCAUUCACCAGCCCAAAUGGAAAUGCUUCCUUUACUGCAAUGGCCUCAUGGACCAUCUCUAUGUUUGUCAGAAUGGAAACAGCUGCACAGCCUGGUAUAAGGCUCCCACUCACUUUACCGGCACUCUGGAUGCUUUUGUGAAGAUAAUACGGCAUGAAGGUGUUCGAUCCUUGUGGAGUGGCCUGCCACCUACUCUAGUUAUGGCUGUCCCUGCUACCGUGAUCUAUUUCACUUCUUAUGAUCAACUACGUGAUUUGUUGCAUGUUAAGAUGAACAGCCAAGGACACUAUAUCCCACUGGUGGCUGGUGCAGUUGCCAGAUUGGGUGCAGUAACUAUGAUCAGCCCCUUGGAACUCAUACGAACAAAAAUGCAGUCUCGUCAGCUGAGCUACCGGGAACUUAGUGUCUGCAUCCAGUCUUCAGUGGCGCAAGAUGGAUGGACGUCUCUUUGGAGGGGCUGGGGUCCUACAGUGUUACGGGAUGUUCCUUUCUCAGCUCUGUAUUGGUAUAACUAUGAACUAAUGAAAGAUCUGCUGUGUGGGCAGUUCUGCCUUGAUGAAGCCACUUUCAUGAUCAGUUUUGCAGCUGGAGCUAUUUCUGGCAUGGUGGCUGCUACUUUGACUUUGCCCUUUGAUGUUGUAAAGACCCAGCGACAGAUUGAGCUAGGAAACAUGGAGACGCUCCAAGUUACUACUCCCAAAUCCACAUCAACUUGGCUACUUAUGCAGAAGAUUUGGGCAGAAUCUGGCACACGAGGACUCUUUACAGGUUUUCUGCCUCGUGUUAUCAAGGUGGCUCCAGCCUGUGCUAUCAUGAUUAGCACAUAUGAAUUUGGCAAGACCUUCUUCCAGAAAAUGAACCAGGAACGGCAGUUAAGUAGUCUAUAGAAGCCUAUAAACAGAGCUUUGGAUGGUGGCCUCCAGAUGGACCAAAGAAAUGCUGAUAGCAAGAGAAAGGACACAUUUUGGUAGAUGAAAAAGAAAAAAAAAAGAAAGAAAGAAAACCAAAUUUGUGAAUAGGGUUGGAUAUAAAAGCGGACCCAGCUGUGAAUAAUAUUAAUCAAGAUUGAGAAGACCACAUAACCAAUAAAUCUCUUGCUUCCUUUCCUUAUAGGAUUUCUCAUUCAUCAGGCAAAUUCCAGGUGCCUUUAGCUAGCUUCUGGUCUCCUGCCUUUCUCUUUUUCCUGAUGGACAACUAAGCCUCUUGGCUUUAGACCCUCUCCUCUUUAGGUACUGUCAAGAUUGGAUGCUAUAACUUUUGGCUCAUUUGAAGAGGAGAUGCUCCAGAAUAUAUUGUGUUUAAACCAAUUGCAUAGUAUGAUCCUGGAGUGUUGGGAUUGUUGGUCAGUUGAAAAAGGAAAAAAAGCGGGGGGAGAAAACAGUCUAGCAUUGUCAUGCCCACUGCUUCAUUACUAUUAUUAUGAUUUUGGGUAGGUCUUCAGAGUAAAAGUUGCUGGUAGACAGCAGAUGUUUCUAUAUGUAUCUUAAUUUUCAAAGGUUCGAUUGGCCUGCAUGCUUUUUUUUUAACCUGACUUUUCCUGUGCAUGACGAAUAUAGUUGUCUAAAGUUGCAAUCCUACAUUGGACUUUUGACAGCUUUGAAUAGAAACACUGAUUUUGAACACUCAGGUUUUGCCCAGCUCUUCCCUUCACGCUGUGACAAACAGUUUGAACUCUGAAAUCUUCACACUGAGUAGCAUGAAUGAAAAUAAAUUAGACUCCUGUUCUCUGGUUCAAUAUUUGCUAUAUUGAAGGAGAGCUGAGAAUAGCCAGCCAAGGUUUGCUUUGAUGCCAGAUAUCUCAUGUAGCAUCAUUAGCAGUUAAUAGUCUUGUCCCUUCUAUGUUGUAAUUUAUGUGUCUGUUGAUUACAUAUUUGUGGAGGGGAAAAGCUGAGCUUUUUAUUUCUUGAAUAAAAUUCACUUUUUUAGCAAAACAACAGUACACAUUACUUGAUUGUU